AUUUCUUUUUUUUUCUUUUUUUUUAUUCAUUUCUUUAGCUGCUAGCUCCUGCCUGAACUGUUCACCACAGACCCAGAGGAUUCCAGAAAAUCUCCAAAAAAGGGACGAUGAAAAUCCAUCACGUAGCUUGCUUGGAGGACAACUACUCAUACCUAAUUAUUGACGAGAGUACAAAAGAAGCGGCGGUUGUGGAUCCAGUUGAGCCUGAGAAGGUUCUGAAAGCAGCCCAAGAACACGGCGUCGAUAUCAAGCUCGUCCUCACCACUCACCACCACUGGGAUCACGCUGGUGGGAAUGAAAAGAUAAAGCAGUUGGUGCCGGUGAUUAAGGUGUAUGGCGGUUCUAUUGAUAAUGUGAACGGCUGCACCAAUAAGGUGGAAAAUGGUGAUAAGAUUUCGCUCGGGGCUGAUGUUCAUAUAUUGUGUCUUCACACACCUUGCCACACUAAAGGUCACAUAAGUUAUUAUGUGACUAGCAAAGAGGGAGAGGACCCAGCUGUUUUUACUGGAGACACACUGUUCAUUGCUGGUUGCGGGAAAUUUUUCGAAGGAACCGCAGAGCAGAUGCAUCAGUCACUAUGCGUAACUUUGGCUUCAUUGCCAAAGCCAACCCGAGUUUACUGUGGCCACGAGUACACUGUGAAGAACUUGCAAUUUGCUCAAACGGUUGAACCGGACAAUGCGAAGAUAAAGCAGAAGCUAUCAUGGGCACAGCAGCAGCGUCAAGCAGGCCUUCCCACAGUUCCUUCAACCAUCGAGGAAGAGAUGGAGACAAACCCUUUUAUCCGUGCCGAUCUACCAGAGCUUCAGGAAAGGGUCGGUUGCAAAACUGCCGUUGAAGCUCUUCGGGAGAUAAGGCAGCGGAAGGACAAUUGGAGGGGUUAAUUGACACUCCGUACAUGUCAUCUUUCUUUCGGUUUUUCGUUUCAACAGAAAUCGGACCUUAUAUAUGUAAAGACAAUGUCUUUUGUUAUUGUUACUUGUUGGUUGGACCAUGAAUGUCUGUAAAACAUAUGUCGACAGUCGACACCUAAAACGGUUCCUUUCCUUUUGAUGUAUAAUUAUUGGCUUUAUUAUUGUUGAUUUCGGCCAACCUACCCCAUGAGAGUGGGCAGGUAAGUUGAUUAUUGUUUGA
Messenger RNA from Pyrus x bretschneideri (Chinese white pear), 1134 nucleotides. RefSeq names its product hydroxyacylglutathione hydrolase cytoplasmic. NCBI's taxonomy places the organism in Eukaryota, Viridiplantae, Streptophyta, Magnoliopsida, Rosales, Rosaceae. The transcript has 7 exons. The coding region runs from base 108 to 884 and encodes 258 amino acids. Gene Ontology annotation, molecular function: hydroxyacylglutathione hydrolase activity. The record is from RefSeq and is a predicted model, not a curated record.